Molecule: messenger RNA, 504 nt
Organism: Penicillium daleae
Lineage: Eukaryota; Fungi; Ascomycota; Eurotiomycetes; Eurotiales; Aspergillaceae
Product: SRPBCC family protein
Exons: 2
Coding region: 1-504 (167 amino acids)
Source: RefSeq, a predicted model, not a curated record
AUGCUUACCCUGCAUAUUGCGUAUACCGAGCCUGUCAAUGACAAGAAUUCAGAUAGUCCAAGACUGACUCGAGAAGAUGUCUGGAAUGGUCUGAAAUUGAAAGCCCGACGGCCUGAAACUUUCAUCCCUUCUUUCGACGAUUCGCGAGUCAUAGAGGAAAAGGAAAACGGCAAGGUCAUUGUUAGAGAGGCACAUGUUGCGGCUGACCUCCACGAAUCGCCUAUGGCCGGUAAAUGGGUUACAGAGGAAUGUACGUUGCAUGAACCAGUCAAAACCUAUUUUACGUUACCUGGAGGUUCGAUAGUACAGAACAUAAUCUCCGAGGGGCCUGAUAGGAGUCUUUUUCUUACAUUUACUUACGACUGGAACCUGCCGGAUGUGGAGCCCAGGACGCCUGAGGCUAAGAGGGCUGAGAGUGAUCAUAUGAGAAUAGCGGUGUCAUCCGUCCAAGGAACUAUUCGGGCGCUGAGGAAAAUGGCUGCGGAGAAAGCAGAUCAUUUAUAG